AGGCAAUGCAUUAGUUUCCUUACUACACUAGUGGACGCUGGUGCUGAACUUAUUCACUCCACUCCACUAAGCACAUAACCCUGAGGAGGAGGGAGGGGGUGCACAAGGUGGUCUUCGAGGAAAACCAGCAGCACAGGGUGAAAAGAAGUAGGGAGAGAAGAAAGACAUACAGGAAAGAGAAUAGAAUAGAGAGAAGCGCCAUAGCAGAAGGCAGGGAUAUAGAAUUCAGAUAUAAAAUACUUAUCCUGUACAGACUCCUCUCAGUGUCAUCAGGCUGCUCUGCUCCAGUUGUCCCCCUCUAACGUUCACCAGGAAGGAGGACAAGACGUGCAGACUGAAAUACCCCCACCCUUCUAGAAAGAGGUCUAGCCUUCCCCUCCAAUUACAGAGCAUCCUCUCUCUCUAGUCAGAGGUCGCCCAGUGAUUACAUCUCCGUCAUGUGUGUGAUGCAAUCCCCCCAGCCGGCAUUGUAGCACAGUCACCCCCUCCCACCCUCCAGCAACAGCAGCGGCAGCAGGGACUAGGAGAUGAUGGGGUUACUGCUGCUGCCUCUCCUCCUCCUCCUCUGCCACUCCCCGGCAUGAGUCACUCUGCACCGCCCCCCGCUGCUGCUGUCUCUAGGUGAUAAUAAUAAGAUGGAAGCGGUGUGAUGUGUGCGGCUCCCCGCCUGAGCCCCUCUCUCUGACCAGCAGCAGCAAUGGGGGCACCGCAACCAGCACUGUGUGUAUAGAGGAGGAUUCCCUCCGCCACCAGCUCACUCACCAUGGCUGGGAUCAUCAAGAAGCAGAUCCUGAAACAUCUCUCCAGGUUCACAAAGAAUCUGUCACCUGACAAGAUUAACCUCAGCACCCUUAAAGGAGAAGGUCAGCUGACCAACUUGGAGCUCGAUGAGGAGGUUCUGCAGAAUAUGUUGGACUUGCCCACCUGGCUGGCCAUCAACAAGGUCUUCUGCAACAAAGCUGCUAUUCGGAUACCGUGGACUAAACUGAAGACUCACCCAAUUAGUCUGUCCCUGGACAAAGUAAUAAUGGAAAUGAGCACAUGUGAGGAGCCACGUGCCUGUAAUGGUCCUUCCCCAUUGGUGACCGCCUCGGGACAAAGUGAUUACGGAUUUGCUGAGAAAGUAGUGGAAGGAAUCUCCCUAUCUGUAAACUCCAUCAUCAUCCGUAUACGGGCAAAGGCAUUCAAUGCUUCGUUUGAACUGUCCCAGCUAAGAAUAUACAGCGUGAAUGCUAAUUGGCAGCAUGGCGACUUGCGGUUUACUCGAAUACAAGACCCCCAGCGUGGAGAGGUAUUGACGUUUAAAGAGAUAAAUUGGCAGAUGAUCCGGAUAGAAGCAGAUGCCAUUCAGAGUUGCGACCACGAAAUAAUGAGCGCUCCUGUCCGAUUGAUCACCAACCAGUCCAAAAUCCGAAUCACGCUGAAGAGAAGACUAAAAGACUGUAAUGUGGUGGCAUCCAAGCUUGUUCUGAUAUUGGACGAUUUGUUGUGGGUUCUGACUGACUCGCAAUUGAAGGCCAUGGUCCAAUAUGCGAAAUCUCUCAGUGAAGUCAUAGAAAAGUCCACAGAACAGAGGAAGAGUAUGGUGGCCACCGCAGAACCAACGCAGAGCUGGACACCUCCUUCCAGUUCCCAACAGACGAAAACCCAGCAAACCUCCACCACCGCUGAGCAGAACCAUGCUAUCUUGAAGCUUUUCGGAGACUUUGACGUGAAGGAAACCUCAUAUCACCUGAUUAUCUCCCACCUGGAUCUGCACAUUUGUGAUGACAUUCACUCGAAGGAGAAAGUGUUGGACUGGAGAAUUACUGGAGGCGCAAUGCAGUUAUCGUUCAGUCAGCUGACCGUGGACUAUUAUCCAUAUCACAGGGAAGGAGACAGCUGCAGCCACUGGAUGUACUACGGGGAUGCCACAAAGACCAGAUGUUCCUGGGCACAGGAGCUGCUUCAGGAGUUUAAAUGUAAUGUAGACAUGCUGAAACAAGCGGUGAAAGAUCACGGCUCUGGGUCUCCGUCUAAACCUGUAUCCCAGCAGUAUGGGCACUCAGGUUCUGAGUCCAGUGCUAAAGGAACCUCUCCCACAACGUCAUUAGAGGAGUCCAUUUCCAAACUAAUGUCCAGUUCCUUUGUAGUUAGACUAGCUGAUUUUAACAUUUACCAAGUGUCCACAGCAGACCAGUGCCGAUCAUCCCCCAAAACGAUGAUUUCCUGCAAUAAGAAGAGCUUGUAUCUUCCCCAGGAAAUGUCCGCAAUUCAUAUUGAAUUUACUGAAUAUUAUUUCCCUGAUGGAAAGAGUUUCCCCAUUCCCAGCUCCAACCUGUAUGUACAGGUGAAUGCACUGCAGUUAACCGUUGAUCAGAGGAGUAUUCUGUGGCUGAACCAAUUUAUUCUGGAUCUGAGGCAGAGUGUUGACCAGUUCAUGGCCAUGUACAAGCUGAAGGACAGCUCUAAGUCAGACGAGCACAUUGAUAUCCGGUUGGAUGGUCUGAUGCUGAAGUUUAUUGUACCAUCUCAGACGAAAUUAGAUUGUCACCAGGACCAGCCAACGGCCAUCAGUAUCCAGACUUCAGAAAUGAUCGCCAGCAACACCAGGCAGUCCGCAAACUGUAGACGCUCAGACCUAGAAGCCAUAUUUCAGGACUUUAAGGAAUACCCAUUCUAUUCUAAAUCCUUCACCUCCUUCCCACGGUCAGAAAAAAGUUUUGAUCUCCUGCACACCAUAUUCCAGAGACACGCUUUCGAACAGGACACUAAGAUGCACGAUGUAUACAAGGGAUUCAUUGCACCAAAGCUAGACACCAAUGCACUAAAAACCUCUGCUGCUAAAGACAUCUGGGCCAUACAUUUCACACAGUUUUGGGUUGACUAUGAAGGGAUAAAAAGUGGGAAAGGUAGACCCGUGAGUUUUGUCGACGCCUUCCCAUUUUCAGUUUGGGUCUGCCAGCCUGCACGCUUUGCUCAGUCUCAACAACAGACUGUGUCCAACUGUGAUCAUCCAGUAAACAUUUCUAAAAGCGAAUCGACCGACUUUGCUGGUCAUCUUCAGCGCAAAAAACUUUUAAAACAAUAUUAUAUGGCGGAGAAGGAUGGCAAAGGCUCUCUGUUGCAGAAAUCCCAAUCCUUAGACAGCAGCCUGUCACCCCCUCCCGCUAAAGUGCCACCUCAGGUGGACAUCCAGGUUCUUGCCCAUAUACAGAAACAUGUUGGCCUUCAAAUCAACCAUUACCAGUAUAUUUUCCUACUAUUGCUGCAGGACUCCCUAAAGGAGGUUAUGGAGAAUCUACGCAAGGAUGUGGAGGCUGUGACUGGGAAACCAGCUGAAGAGACAAAGCUGUCAAUAGGUGUUCUCCUGAAAAGUGCAGAGGUUUCUCUGUUAUUGCAUCCUCUCCCGGAGGACAAUAUAUCAAACUGUCCUCUUUCCCGGGAAGGAAGUCCUCUAGUGGAGAGUAAGCAGACUUUUCCACCAGAUGGUCCUCAGGAUGACAGUAUAUGUCAUAACCACUCUGUCGAUUUACUCAUGGACUCUGUCAGCGGGGACUCUGGUGCAGUACUAGAACCCAAAAAGAUUGUUUUACCAGAUACAUUGUUAGCAAAAUCAACCAGUGACACUGAGAUUUUAAAUAGGACGCCCAGUUUGGAGGCUACUACCGAGGCGUCCUUUCCAAAAGCAGUAAAUGAAGCCUUGGAUCAACUGGUGAAUGUCAAUGGUCUGAAUGACAGGGGCAAUUUUAAUAGUGAUGACAGUAUUUCCUGCCCUGUCAGAGAACUUGAGGAAACCCUCCUUAACCUUGACGUCCCUGAUAAUGAGCCUGUUCUAGAUCCACUCCUAAAUAUUCAGUUCUCCGAGGGGCAGAAUAAACCGACUGACUUGAGUGGAACCCCUAAGGAACGCUGCCCGUCCAACCUGCCUACCUUCUCUGUUUCUUACAAGAACAUGAAGAGGAGCCCAUCACAGUUCUCGUUGGACAAUAUCUCCAUCGAUAGUAACAUGCUGGAUGACCACCUGGUCGAUAGCGAUGGGAGUGACCCCUUGGAAACAGGACUGGAUGACUUCUCCUCUCUGAAUUAUCCAUCUACAGUAGACACGGCCAGCGUAGAGCUGAGGAACGAAGAGUACUGUGUGUCCUCUCCGGACGCAGUUAGCGCAGUUGAUGAAAGUAUUCCUGGCUCUAGACAAGACCUGAUGUCUGUAGUAGUAUUUACAAUCAUUGGUGUUAACGGCGGAAUUGAUAUAAAGGGAGAAGAUGUCACCGUUUGCCUUCAAGUUAACCAAGUGAUACCAAAACAGCUGGGGAAUGUUAGUGUUCGGCAAUACCUCAACAGGCAGAACACAAGUUCAGAUCACAAAUCGUCUGCGGCGCAGGGAAAAUCCUGUCCAGAGAUCAGCCUGAGACUGGAGGCUGGUCCUGGUGCCAAGCAAUAUUCCCUACUAGCCGCCGAGAAAGGUUUCCUCCAGUGCCAAGUGACAGAUUUUAGCUCUGAGUUCUUCACCUCAACCCUUGCAAAUAUUCGUCAUUUUGUAGAAGACGAUGCGGUCGCAGAAGUAAUGCCAAUGAAGAUAAGAGUUCAGAAAGCCAGGCUGCACUUACAGGAUGAUAGUCCAAGGAAUAACAACAGUGACCCGGAGCCGGAACCUGUAAUCCUGAAUAUUGAGAAUCUCCUAGUAGAGAGAUACGACGAUGGGUCUUUUUGUAUCAAAGGUUAUCCAGACUCCAGCCACGACACCAGCCGGAAUCACAAAGAAUUAAAUGAUGUUAUUUAUAAAAACUGUGACGACACUAAAAGUAUACAGCACAAAAGCAACACUACAAAAUGCACACAGACACUUUUUGAAGACCCUGUGCCCACCGAAUCGAAUGUGAUUAGACACCACAGUCUGAAAACGCAGGUGGUCAGUAAAGAACAGCUUCUUGAAGAGAAUGAAUGUCUUAAGCAAGAAUUGGCCAAAACCAAGAUGGCUCUAGCUGAAUCUCACAUGGAAAGGGACAGCCUUCUUCAUAAAUUAAAGAGGACUCACAUGGGGAAAUAGCAUUGGUUCUUGGAUUUUGCACUGGACUAAAAAAAAGAAAAGACUGGAUACGUCCACUAGUAUAGCUAGAUUAUCUAGGCUGGGAAUACACUAGGAGCAAAAUGGAUGUCACCAAGACCACUUUUCUAGCAUUGUAGGAGGUAAAAGUGAAGUUUAAAGAGUUAAUGUUUUACAUAGCAGUCUUUAUACAGCGAUCAUUCAGAUCCAUUGUCUUAAACGUUAGGCCUCAAAAGGUAACGCUCUGACAUUUUCCGAAGUAUUACAUAUACGGAAAAAAAAAUGAUUGACAGAAUUGUUUAAUUAUUUAAGGAAAGUGAAACAUUAAAUAUGUUAAUUAUCUAUUAGGCAGAUCAGUUUUAAUAUUGUUUAAGAAUUAUUUUUAAAAUUUUAUUUGCACUAUCAAUAAAUAAUACAAUGUAA
Pseudophryne corroboree (corroboree frog) is the source of this 5449-nucleotide messenger RNA. RefSeq names its product bridge-like lipid transfer protein family member 3B (gene BLTP3B). NCBI's taxonomy places the organism in Eukaryota, Metazoa, Chordata, Amphibia, Anura, Myobatrachidae. The record is from RefSeq and is a predicted model, not a curated record. The transcript has 21 exons. The coding region runs from base 764 to 5029 and encodes 1421 amino acids.